Megalopta genalis is the source of this 3873-nucleotide messenger RNA. RefSeq names its product testes of unusual size (gene tous). Gene Ontology annotation, molecular function: protein binding. The record is from RefSeq and is a predicted model, not a curated record. NCBI's taxonomy places the organism in Eukaryota, Metazoa, Arthropoda, Insecta, Hymenoptera, Halictidae.
UGUAAACAAAAUGUAGUAACAUAUUGCAAUAUUUGUAUAUCUACAUUUAAUCUGUGUAAACCAGAAUAUCAUAAUUGUGUAUUUAAUUAGAAUAGCUGUGAAAACUAUUUAAAAUGUCUGCUUUGCUGCAAGCCAAAGUAUUUUACGGUUUAAAGACUGACAUAAUUUCGAACAUACAUUAUCUUUCGGACGUAGAAGUCUUGUAUCCUGUUGGUAAUGUAAUAUCACUUCAUCUUAUUCCGCAACGUCGCCAACGAUUUUUACGUUUAUCUGAUAAACAAGAGAUAAAUAUUAUUGCUGUUACCCAUAAUAAGAAAUAUGUCGCAAUCUGCGAAAUUGGAGAGAAACCCACUAUAUCUAUAUACGAUGUUCAAACUUUGAAGAGAAAAAAGUUGCUUGGAAUACCUUAUGAUGCACCUGAAGUUACUAAAUUUACCUGCAUUGAUUUUAGCUUUGAUAAUCAAUAUUUAGCAGCAGUUACAGGGGAACCUGAUCAAAAAAUGCUUUUCUACAAUUGGGAAAAGGGAAAAUUGGAGUCAAAAAUUAAAGUAGGCACUCAGCAAACACCACCAGCUAUUGUUGAAUUAAUAGCUUGUAAUCCAUCCGAUGUAGGAGUAAUUGCUGUUGGUGGUUCACACAAUUUCAAAUUCUUAAGUCUUUCUGAGACUGUCUGGCGUCCAUAUGGAUUCUCGAAAGCAGACAAUAUACUUGCAUGUUCUAUGGCUUGGUUGAAUUCAGAUAGAUUAUUACUUGGAACUGAAGAUGGAAGAAUUCUUUACUUAGAGAAUGGUGACUUAAAAAAUAUUUAUAAAAUGAGUGAUACAACUUCUAUGAAUCUUAGAAUACGGGAAGAGUAUGUCAUACAAGCAGGUGGUUCACUAAUUGAUGUUAAAGAAAAAAAUGAUUGGGAAAAUAAUAUUCGCUGUUUAGUUGCUUUUCCAAAAGGCUUCGCAUACGCACAUGGUUUUAGAACAAUUGUACUGUUUGAGAGAGAAGGUCACCAUAAAUAUGUGAAGAGAAACGUUUAUAUAAUUCCAACACAGCCAUCUAAAGACGAGAAUCGCGAUUUAUACAGAAUAAAUACUAUAGGCAUUAAUAUAAGUUUGGAUCAUUUAGUAAUUACGACAGGCUGGCCCCAAUUAUUUCAUAUAAGAUUGUGGGGGCCAGAUUUGAACGUAGAUCCAGAGCCGCAGGAACUGCGGCUCUUAAGUCAAGCAUUGCAUUAUGGACCUAUAAGUAAUCUCUCAAUGUGUGCUUGGAAAUCAAUCUUUAUGACUUGUGGAGAACUCGACCAUAGUAUAAAACUAUGGGAUUUUGAGACGGGAACGUUAAUUUUAUUUAAACAAUAUGCAGAGCACAUUUGUGCAAUUUCUUUGCAUCCCACCGGACUGUUUUGCUUAAUUGGUUUCAGUGAUAAGUUACGCUUCAUGUGUAUAUUAAUAGAUGAUCUAUUAACCAUGGAAGAAUUUCCUAUAAGGUGCUGUAAGACUGUAACUUUCAGCCAUGGUGGCCAUUUAUUUGCUGCUGUGAAUGAAAAUAUCGUACAAAUCUACACAACUGUUGAUUUCGCUAGCUACUUUAUUUUAAAAGGACACACUAGUAGAGUAAAAGCUUUGCUUUGGUCACAAACAGACACAAAAUUGUUAACAUUAGGCAGUGAGGGUGCCAUAUAUCAUUGGGACAUGAAUACUGGUACCCGUUUCGCAGAAUUAAUUAUAAAAAACAUAGAUCUACACGAUAUUGCAAUAUCUAUUGAUGAACAGAUUGCGUAUUGCAUCGGAAAUGAUAGUUUGAUACGUGAGACCAAGGAAAAUAUGGUGACGCGAGAAUAUAAUCUUCCAGGAGUAACUAUGAAUAAUAUGCUAUUAGGGAAACUGGAUCAAGUGCUAUUUAUUGUCUGUCCCGGCGGCAAUAUUUUGUCAGUAAACUAUCCACUUCAAGAGCCAGUGUUAUAUUCGGAAUUCAACAUUCACGCUGUUGAUAUUACAAAGAUUGCACUUUCCUUCAAUCAACAAUACUUAGUAUCUACAGGAAUCGACGGUAGUAUAUGUAUUUGGAAGUUGCACUAUACCGAAGGAAAGGGAAAAACAGGAAAAGAAAUAAAAUACACAAAUGAGGUGUUAAUUAGUAAAGGUGACCUGGUAGAGAAAAUACAGACUAUAGAAGACUUGAAUGUCCGAAUGAGAGAAAGAGAAAACGAGCUCGCAUAUAAAAUGCGUCAAAUAGAGGUGCUACACAACGAUAAGGUUCGAGAUCUUCAUAAAGGAUACUGCGAAGCUAUCGAAGAACUGAGGGACAAGAUAAGCAAGUUAAAGGAGGAUCACAAGAGUGAACUAAAUAUAAUAAAUAUAGAAAUAGAUAAAAUGAAAGAGGAUCACAAUGAAACGAUGAAACGAGUGGAAAUGAACUACGAUGCCAAACUUAUCACAGAAUAUGAUAAGUACAUGAAAUUGGAGGAACAUAUGACCUCCAUGCGAAAUGACUAUGAGCAGCGUUUGCAGGAAUUAGAAAAACAAGCAGCUGAAGAGUUGCAAAACACGACAGACAAAUAUGAAGCAAUAUUGCAUCAGAAUAAAUUACAACUAGAGGAGACUCAAGAUGAAAUGGCACAUCAAGCUCGGGUUCACGAAAAAAUGGCGAUACAAAUAGAGGACGAUGCUGACCAAGAAAUUCUAGAAUUAAGAACGAAUUAUGAAAAUUUGUUACACGAGGAGAAAGAGUUGAAUUUGAAGCUUAAAGGGGAAGCUGGAAUGAUAAGAAACAGAUACUUGAUUAGUCAGAAAGCUGUCGAGGAACUAAAGAGACAAGUGGAACGUGUUCAAAAUGAAUACACUUACUUUCAAUCAUCCAUCCAAGAGUUGGAGAAAAGUAAGAUGGAUUUGAAGAAAGAGAUAAAAGAGAGAGACGUCACAAUCCAGGACAGGGAAAGCCAGAUAUACGAAAUGAAACGUUCGAACCAGGAGCUGGAGAAGUUUAAAUUUGUGUUAAAUUAUAAGAUAACUGAAUUGAAGAAUCAGAUAGAGCCACGAGACCAAGAGAUUAGGGAGUUAAAAGAGAAGAUACAGGACAUGGAAACAGAGUUGGUAAACCUCCAUAAGACCAACGUUAGCUUAGAAUUACAGCUACACGAGUUGAGGGAAAAGUUGAAAUCGGCGAGACGCGAACUGCAGCACGAAGAUCAUCGAGGUAAAAAGUGUCAACAACUUCUGAAGAAAAUUCGCGUAGACUUGCUGGAUACGUCCGGACUUGUGCAAGAGCCACAGGCCUUGAAGAAUGCCGUAACAAAACUAUACCACAAGUACAGUGCUGGUGAUGAUUUCUUGCGUAGUCGUAAGGCAGACUUUGAUGCUCAAUGUGAAUUCAUGAAGCAGAGGGAUCAUCUGGAAAGAACGAUAGGUUCUCUUAGGAAACAAGUACUGCAGGAUAAGCCAGGUGUUGGAAAAGAUGUGAAUAAAACAAUAGAAGAGAAUAUUGUGUUGAUCACAGAAUUGAACACACUGAGGGAAGAGUUGAAAGAUGUCAGAAAACAUAUAUUACAUAUGGAAGGCCUUCUUGGUUUAACUGGAAAAAAUGUUACACCGUCUGAGGCGAAAAAGAAGUUGGAGAAUGCAUGUUAUGGUUAUGAAGAGCUGCAGAGCAAAUGUAAAGUACAGAUGCUAGAGUGUCAAGGUAUCAUAAGCGCGUUGAAGGACGAUAUGAUCCAUUUAAUAGACAAAUUACCAUGCGAGGAGAAGAUAAUUAAAUCGAAUUUUUAGGUACUAGGCAUAUGUAUUUUAAAAAAUAAAUUACUUAAUUUAUUAAGUAUGGUAUUACCGCGUAAAUUGUUUAUUUGAGGAAUAAAAAUAUUGGUAACAAAUUCCAGAAAACUAGAAA